This is a messenger RNA of Fukomys damarensis (Damara mole-rat), 4131 nucleotides long. It is a transcript of the gene Clnk, whose product is annotated as cytokine dependent hematopoietic cell linker. Gene Ontology annotation, biological process: cell surface receptor protein tyrosine kinase signaling pathway; intracellular signal transduction. The transcript is spliced from 20 exons. Bases 460 to 1755 code for a protein of 431 amino acids. Lineage: Eukaryota; Metazoa; Chordata; Mammalia; Rodentia; Bathyergidae. The record is from RefSeq and is a predicted model, not a curated record.
GUGGGGCUUCCGCCUGAUCUGGCUUCUCCUUAGCCACUGUGCUUAUCAAAAAUAGAUGAUGUCCUUAGAGUCCUAGGUCCUUCCAAGGGAGCCACAGAGGGGACAAGCUGCUAGAAUAAGCACUGGUGUUAAACAUCAGGCAUCUUGACCAUGAGGAAAAAUCUGCUGGUUGUGCUCAUUACAGCAGCAGUGAUUUGGGUCAGCACAGAAGGCGCUUGGUGAAUUCCUUCAGAACUGCUGCUCCUUCCAUGCACAGACAUGGAGAUUCGUUGAGAAGUUGAUGUCCAAGAUCCCGUAGCUAACAAUGAAUACAGCAAGGACAAAAUGAGCAGGGCCCAGUGAUCAUUCUGUAACACCUGAAGGAUGUGGCCCAUGUCUUGAACAGCUAAGAACAUCACAGCAAAAGCAAGUCAUGAGGCUGAGUUGAAGAUUCCUCUUAUCCGCCGGGCACCGAGAACUAUGAACAGGCAGGGCAAUAAAAGGACAACAAAAGAAGGACCCAGUGAUUUGAAAUUCCAGAACUUCGCUCUGCCAAAAAAUAGGUCAUGGCCACCCGUCAGUAGUGCCACAGGCCAGUACCAGUACCGGACCGUGGAGGAGACUAUUCCCCGCUGUGACAGGAAGACGACUACAGUCCUAGACACAGCCACGUUCCCCAGUGAUGAUGACUACGAAGACCCUGAGCUUCAGCUGGGCGACGUGUGGCCAUCGGUGAAAAUUCUACCAGCCAGGCCCAUAAAGGAAUCUGAAUAUGCAGACACUCGCUGUUUCAAGGGCGCAGCGGACGCCCCCUCUCUGCAGCACGCCAAGCCCUCAGCGCCCCCUGCAGGGCGAAGCCAGAACACGCGGCUGCUACAGCUGGAGGAAGUGGGCAGACGCAUUUCCAGGGACAUCAGAAGCCAACACGCGAAAGGGGACAAACACAUGCAGGAAAACAAGACCCCUUUACCACCUCCUAGGCCUCCGCCCACUCUCCCGAAGAAGUACCAGCCCUUGCCCCCCACGCCCUGGAAGGGCCACACACCGACCCUGCGACAGAACAACUUUCCAGAAGCCCAGAGGGAGCCCAGACAAAUAAGCUUAAAGGACUUAAGUGAAGUCCUUCAAGCAGAAAAAGUUUCUCAUCACCAGAUAAAGCCCGAAUCAUCUCACCUGUCACAAAACCAAAACACUCAGAAGACUCCACUUCCUGUUACAAGUUCUACCUUCUUGCUGAGAAGCCACAAUGUGCAAGAAAGAGUUCAAAAAGGCAGCGUGCAGUCCUGCUCCCCCAGCAGAUGCCAGCCUCCAGCCAGCUGUGGCCCCACUGAAAGCAUCUUGCCCUCUGCAAACACCGGCUGGAGAAAACCUUUCCCCCCAAGAUCUGCUGUGAAGGGUGUUCAGCACAAUGAGUGGUACAUUGGAGAACACAGCCGCCAGGUAGUUGAAGAGGCCUUACUGCAGGAGAGCAAGGACGGAACUUUCUUGGUCCGAGACUGUUCCACCAAGUCCACGGCAGAACCGUACGUCUUGGUGGUGUUUCACGGGAAUAAAGUGUACAAUGUGAAGAUCCGCUUCCUCGAGGGGAACAGGAAGUUUGCACUGGGGACGGGGCUCCGAGGAGAUGAGAAGUUUGAUUCCGUGGAAGACAUCAUUGAACACUACAAGUAUUUUCCUAUCACACUCAUUGACGGGAAAGACAAGAGUGGCAUCCGCAGGGAGCAGUGCUACCUCACUCAGCCACUGCCUCUUGCCAGACGCUUCUCGCCUUGGUAGCCUGGUUGCUGUUUGUCCCUGGCUCAGUGGAGUCCAUGUUUAUAUCGUGUUGCAUUUAUUUCAGAAGACUACUGCGUGGCUCUUCAAGCGAUGACUUUGUUGACUUUGUAUAAAAGAAUACUGUUCCGUAAUGCAAACUGGGAAAUCAGUCAUGAUUUUGAAAGUGGAAAGCACAGAGGAGAUACUUGGAACCUGCAGAAAUUAAAAACCAGGUUUUCCAAAGUAUUUGCUAAACAAAAAGCUGUAAACAGGGUCCUUAUACUCACAUUACAGAUGAGCAGCAAGGUCACAAGAUGUCGGCUGGUGCCACGCGCUUGGAGAGAUUCCCCACCCUGUGCUCUCUGCAGCACAGAGAAGCCUCCCUGAGCUGGUGCCUGAAGGUAUUUGGAUGAUUCGUUACACCAGAGAUGCUGCCACAUGUGGGCUCUGUCUUAUUUGUGAUCCUGGAAAUGUGGUUAGAGGGAAGGAAUAUGGAAAGAGAAACAAGAAAAUUGGAGAAUAUCAACUUAACACCAGAAAUUCGAAGUACUCUCUCUCUCUCUCUGUGGUAUGCAUAUUCUGCUUACAGUAACUUUAAGCCAAAUGCAAGUAGCAAAUUCACAGAAAGGAACUCAGCACAUGGUAUCCCAGUCCAACCGGAAGGCAGUUAGUGUUGACUCUUGCAGAAAGCUUACAGAGGGAUCUACGGGUAGCAUCUACCUUUAAGAUGAAUAUUUUAUUGUUUCUAUUUUGUAGUACAGAUGAGCAAGAGGAGGUUCGAUGAAGUUAUUGAUCUACUCAAUGGAAGAAGUGAUCCCAGACUGUAACACAUCUUGCCUGGCUCCUUGUGAGUGCGACUUCAUGGCCAUAUUCUGUGCCCUGUGGAAUUUUACAGCCAAGGGAAAAGAUUAAGAGAAACAGUUUGAAAACACAGACUUCUCCACUUUAAAACAAAUAAAUUCUCAUAGUGGCAUAAGUUUGGUAAAAAAAAAAAAUACAGUUGAAAUUAAUGGUGCAACAUGAUUUCAAAUGUUACUGAGGCUUAGAAUUCAUGGAGUAUCAUGAAAUUGGAACUUUGACACAGAAAUAAAAUAGAAGUGAAAGGCAAGCAAAUCCAACGAGACCAACACAAUGUCCAGGAUUUUCUCUGAAAGAGGAGACAGCGAGCUCUGUGGGAGGAGAUCUUAGCAUCUGCCGACCAAGCACCUGUUCCGCGUUCUUCAGAGUCAGUGGGAAGUCAGGUGUCUGGGUUGAACGAGGAAAGUUUUAUGAAGAAACUGCUUUCUGCAGCGGGAUAAAGAGGAUGAUGAACAGAGGCAAGCAGAGACGGAAGCAGGGGUAGAGUGUAAGGAAAGCUUAGGUCUAAGCAGCGGCUCUGGGAGAGUCUUGGCUGACCCUGGGUGAGUUCCGAGAUUAUCCACAGCAGAGUCGCACACUAGGCAGAAAUGGUCAGGCCUCCUCAGCACCCCUCCAUGCUGAGUUCAGGACUAAUGUGGAAGAAAACAUGUCUUUCAAGUGUGUGGCAGAGCCCCAGUGUGCCACCCAGGGAGGCAUUGGCUGACUAGCUGCUCAGCAAGUUCUCCUGAGGGAGACUCAAGCUUCCCUCUCCGGACCUACCACAGCAACGUUCCUGGUUCCUGUUCCCUGCUUUCAGUGUUGAUUGUAGAAAGGACAUUUUGCUGAUAACAGGUUAUUAAGGAACAGGAUACAUCAAUUUCAACUCUGUUCAAUCCUGAUGAGUUCUGUAAAGCAGACGCUCCUAACACAAUUUACAAUUGCAGAAAUUGUGUCUCACUGGCCCAAAUCUUACAGUGACAUGGCUGUGACAACCAAUGCUCUCAUACAUACUUCUAGUUUCUGGCUAUCUGCUUUAUUGCAUCUGAUAUGGAAAAUGCACCAAUAGGAUUUUUGCAGGCACAAAUUCCAAACAUUUCUUCUCUCUUCAAGUAUUGUCCCAUUUUCAGUCUAAAGGUGUCACUGGAUACUCAGCCCCAACAGUGUAGUGGAAUUUUCCUUUCAUGCACUCAUAACAUCUCUGCAUGACAGAUAUCUUCUUCUGAACUAAAUGAUGCCCAUCCUGAGUCUGUCUCGGGCACCUUUGAUGAAGUAUCGGCGUGGUACUUGUUUGCAUGGUACACUUGUAUUCACUGCUAGGUGCUGUCGUAGGUGUUGGAAAUGAAGGAGUGAAUAAUUGAGACAGACAGGUGCCAAAUAAGAUAGAUGAAGCAAUCCAAGGUGUUUUCCCAUCACCCCGUCGUAUUUCCCUUUAACUCAUCACUGAGUGUUUAUUGAGUGAGAGGCUGACACUAAAUGUUUUAUGAACCUCUUCUGAGAUCGUGUCAAAAGUCCUCAAUCAGGACAUUUAAACAUUUUCCCAGCUUACAGAAAACUUUCUCU